AUGGCAACAAAGGUGGUGAUGAUGAUGUUAAUCGCGGCCUCGUUUCUGAUGGGAUGCGCAGUAGCCACGGGGGUUCCUGCUCUCCAGCUUAUACAUCUGGGAGGCAAAGUCAUGUGCCACGACUGCACCAAAAGCUAUGCAGAAUGGACUCGAGGCACCCAUCCCAUUCAAGGCUGUGUCUUCCCACAUGCUACUUGCAACAUUCCCACCAACUUCGCCGGAGGACUUACCGGCGUCAAUCUUCCAAACCGGCCUACCGUUUUAUAUCGCGAUUUGGUUCAAUAUCAACUCGGUACUUUCUUCUACACUACUCAACGGUGUGCUAAGCCAGCUGCCGGCGACAACCAUGAUUCCACUGGUUGCCUUGCAAAAUAA
This is a messenger RNA of Hibiscus syriacus, 375 nucleotides long. RefSeq lists its product as uncharacterized. The record is from RefSeq and is a predicted model, not a curated record. The transcript has 2 exons. Bases 1 to 375 code for a protein of 124 amino acids. NCBI's taxonomy places the organism in Eukaryota, Viridiplantae, Streptophyta, Magnoliopsida, Malvales, Malvaceae.